This is a messenger RNA of Acanthosepion pharaonis, 867 nucleotides long. The record is from the annotation of a GenBank genome assembly. NCBI's taxonomy places the organism in Eukaryota, Metazoa, Mollusca, Cephalopoda, Sepiida, Sepiidae.
AUGCUUGACAGAUCCCAACCCCGUUUUUGCUUCUUUCUUCCAAACAUUUUUCCGCUCUUAAAUUUAAAAAAAAAAUUUAUUUUUAUCUUUUUUUUCUUUUUCACCCGUUUCUUUUAUUCAUUUGAUUAUCACGGUGAUUAUUACUUUCUUUUCAUCACCGUGGUUUUAUCUAUCUAUCUAUCUAUCUAUCUAUCUAUCUAUCUAUUUACUCGGGUUUUUAAAUAUCUAAACCUGUUACUAGCUUUAUCUCUUUCUUUAUAUAUAAAUAUGAUUGUGUAUCUAUCCGCUUCAUUCGCUUUACAACUGAUCAUGUCACCUAUCUAUCUAUCUAUCUAUCUAUCUAUCUAUCUAUCUAUCUAUCUAUCUAUCUAUCUAUCUUUUUUAAGCAGUGACUUCUUGUAUACAUUCGUAUAUGGAAUUCAUUUCGUUAUCAUUUGCUUCUUACAUAUCUAUCUAUCUAUCUAUCUAUCUAUCUAUCUAGCAAGCAAGCUAUCUAGCAAGCAAGCUAUCUAUAUUUGCAUAUCCUAUUCUUCCUAUCUCUCUAUCUAUCUAUCUGCAUUCGCAUAUCCUAUUCCUUUCCUAUCUAUCUAUCUAUCUAUCUAUCUAUCUAUCUAUCUAUCUAUCUAUUUAAAGCCUUUGACAAAGAAGGAUGCUUGCUAUCUAUCUAUCUAUCUAUCUAUCUAUCUAUCUAUCUAUCUAUCUAUCUGUCUGACCCGGACCAUAACACUAUCUAUCUAUCUAUCUAUCUAUCUAUCUAUCUAUCUAUCUAUCUAUCUAUCUUGGGAUAUCCUAUUCCUUUCCUAUCUAUCUAUCUAUCUAUCUAUCUAUCUAUCUAUCUAUCUAUCUAUCUAUCUAUCUAAUAUGUAA